Messenger RNA from Numida meleagris (helmeted guineafowl), 619 nucleotides. It is a transcript of the gene SAP30, whose product is annotated as Sin3A associated protein 30. Gene Ontology annotation, biological process: regulation of DNA-templated transcription. Gene Ontology annotation, molecular function: transcription coregulator activity; protein binding. Lineage: Eukaryota; Metazoa; Chordata; Aves; Galliformes; Numididae. The record is from RefSeq and is a predicted model, not a curated record. Gene Ontology annotation, cellular component: histone deacetylase complex.
CUUCAGCAAGAGGAUCCAGAAGAGCAUCUCGCAAAAGAAGGUGAAGAUCGAGCUGGACAAGAGCGCGCGACACCUUUAUAUCUGUGACUUCCACAAAAACUUAAUUCAGAGUGUGAGAAACAGAAGAAAGAGAAAAGGAAGCGAUGACGAUGGUGACUCGCCGGUGCAAGACAUCGACACUCCAGAGGUUGAUUUAUAUCAGUUACAAGUGAACACACUUCGAAGGUACAAAAGACACUUCAAGCUACAGACCAGACCGGGACUUAACAAAGCACAGCUUGUUGAAAUAAUUGGCUGCCAUUUUAGGACAAUUCCAGUGAAUGAAAAGGACACCUUAGCAUAUUUCAUCUACUCGGUCAAGAAUGACAAGAACAAGCCAGAUCUAAAGAUGGAUAGUGGUGUUCAUUAGACAGCAAAGAUCGGGACUAAGACUCAGGCCACAAAUCAAAAGACUGAGGGUUUUUGUUGAAAUGCAAAAGCUUUCUUUGUAACUUUCUCCCCGGAGAGUUUCUCUGUUUUAUUUUUUCAUAACCUUGAUGAUUUGUUUGAAAACCAUCUCUUAUGAGACAAAUUUCCUUACAAACUAUUUUAAAUAAAUAUUACUGAUAUUGUUCCUCAA